AUGGCAGCGAAACAAAUGGAAGAGAUACAGAGAAAACUAGGAAUACUGAAUUAUCCAAGAGCCAAAGCUCCUGCUCAGUCUCUUCUUUUCGCCGGCAUGGAGCGUUACGCUCUUCUCGAAUGGCUCUUCUUCAAGUUAUUGGGUGAUAAAUCGCCAUUCUCGCAGCAAAAUCUACAAGGAGAUGCUAUGGAUCGUGACGAAGAGACUGCUCGUAUCCAAUAUCUUGCUGAGAUUGCAAAGUUUCUGGGCAUCACUUCAACUAUAGAUACAGAAGCCAUCCAAGGGCGAGGAAGCUAUGAAGACCGGACUGAAAUGCUUCGUCUAAUAGUAGAUCUUGUGGAGGCUAGCAUCUAUGCUGAUAAUCCAGAAUGGAGUGUAGAUGAACAAGUGGGGAAAGACAUACAACUCAUAGAUUCCAUUGCAGAGAAACAAGCUAUAAUUUUCUCAGAGGAGUGCAAGCUGUUCCCUGCCGAUGUGCAGAUUCAAUCCAUAUAUCCAUUACCAGAUGUAUCUGAGUUGGAGACAAAGCUUGUGGAACAGUCAAAAAUACUUCUGAAUCUUCAGCAGAAAGUUGAUGAUUUGGCUUCUAAGCAUGCAUACAAUCCAGAUGAGGAGUAUGCUGAUGUGGAAUCCCAACUCCGCAUACAUUUGGAAUCUUUUCUAGAAACUGCAAGAUCAUUCAAUGUGAUAUACACCAAGGAAAUACGCCCCUGGACACACAUGAUGGAAGUACCGCAGCUUCAUGGGUUUGGACCAGCUGCCAACCGGUUGUUGGAGGCAUACAAGAUGCUUUGGAAGUUCCUAGGGAACUUAAGAAAUCUUAGAGACUCACAUGCAGCUCUUGCUGUUGGAUCGUCUGAAACAAAAGCUGGUGAGCCCUCUUCUGUUACAAGAAUAAUUUCAGAGUGCGAGUCUGCAUUGACAUUCUUAAAUCGUGAUCUUGGCAUUCUGUCAGCUUCUAUUGCACGUGAGCAAGGAGUACUUGAAUCAAAAGCAUAUUAG
Molecule: messenger RNA, 1002 nt
Organism: Dovyalis caffra
Lineage: Eukaryota; Viridiplantae; Streptophyta; Magnoliopsida; Malpighiales; Salicaceae
Source: the annotation of a GenBank genome assembly